Molecule: messenger RNA, 1439 nt
Organism: Daphnia carinata
Lineage: Eukaryota; Metazoa; Arthropoda; Branchiopoda; Diplostraca; Daphniidae
Product: rab effector Noc2-like
Exons: 6
Coding region: 552-1076 (174 amino acids)
Biological process (GO): intracellular protein transport
Molecular function (GO): small GTPase binding
Source: RefSeq, a predicted model, not a curated record
GCCGGCGUGCGCGCGGGUCUGUAGCAAAACACACAGCACACGCACGGCGUGUAAGUCCCGACUAUAUAGAUGACAGGACGUGCUGCACGAAGCAACAGAUGUUUGCCCGUUCGUCCUUUGCAUGGGUUGGGUUCACCAGCCUCCCAUUCAAGUGCUCCGAUAGCCUCUUGUGUUGUCUUGCCUUCUAUGUUUUUUCUUAUACACUUUGACACGUUUUACAGUCAAAUAGGAUUCCCCUUUUUCUAUUUGUUUACCUUACGUGGCGUGAACGGUUCUUAUUUUUAACAUGUUGCUGUUGCUGAACGCGGGGAAUAUAUAGGCUCCCGGAACCUCAUCGUUUUCUGCCUGACAUCGUAGUAUGUCAUCAAACAACAUCGAGAUUUGACUUGGUAAAACGCACCAUCACGUCACCUGUGCCAUAUUUUCGCGAGGUAUUAAAAGAAAAAGAUUGCACUUAGGCACAAACGCAGCUCUCUCCCGCUGUCGUUUCCCAAGUGCUGCCCCACUGGCCAGCCGAAAUAGUCGAAAAUAAUCAAAGGGAAAUUCGAAGAAUGGAAGAUGAUGGCAAUGCUGGCGAUGCGUGGGUUCCACCUAACGACCGCCAAUUAGCGUUGAGAGCCAAAUUACAUUACGGAUGGUCGUCGUCUGCUAAAUCGAAACGGAUCGAUACUAACGCCAGCAAAUGGUCACAGCCGACGGGCGCAAGCGAACCGCUGACCCGCGAGGAACAAGAGAAAGUCGUUCAAGUGAUCCGGCGUGCCGAGGAGGUUAGCGGCAACGAGCAGCUCAGAGUUAGUAAACUUGUUGAUCGAGUGCGAAACAUUCAGAAAAAUGCUGUCGGAAGCGACGGCACCAAUCAGUGCGUUCUCUGUGGCGAUUACGCAAGUGUCUUCCUCUCCUGGUCGUUGACAUCAGCUCGUCACGUCACUUGCAAGGACUGUCUCAAGUCGGUGUGCCAAAAGUGCUCGGUGGAUACAUCCGUUCAUCCGCGGGAGCCGACUUAUCUCUGCAAGUUGUGCUCGGAGCGGCGCGAAACCUGGAAGAAAUCCGGCGCCUGGUUCUACAAAAUCACUUGAUCUUUUUCAGUUCUAUAGAGCUUCAUUUGUUCGAUGUUAUGUCAGAAAAAAAAAAAAAAGCCAUCGUCCAUGUCAAUGUAUACGUGCCCUAUCGCCGAAGAGCUACUAAAGCUUAUUUUCUAACUGAAUUCUAAGAGGCUUCUUAUGGACUUAUACGAAGAGGUUUAAAAACAAAAAAAAAACAUGUUUUUCUUAAAUCCUCUGGCUUGCGGACAGUUUUGAACCAAAAAAAAAAUCUAUGGUGUGGAAUAAAAUUCUAAAAUGAUGUUGUUGUUGCAAAAUAACAUGCGCUGUUGUUUGCUGUGCUAUCUAAUUUAUCAAAGAAAAAUUUAGAAAACUAUCGAUUUUCCAUGUCCGGCGUAA